GUAGAAAACUAUGAUUACGACAAAUAUCUACACAUAAGUUGUUUAUACUUUUGUUUAUUAAUCUAUUGUUUUGUCAUUAAUUAAUGUGUAAUAACUGAUUAUAAUCACACUUUUCAUUGCAAUCAUUAUAAUCAAUGGUUUAGUGUUUUAUAAACGACUAUUUUGUUACAAAAUUUACAGUUAAUUAUCAAUAGUUUUUGCCAACAAUAAAGUGAUGACAGAAGUGUAAUAUAAUCAUCCAUUUGUUGAUUUGAUGAUCACUUGAAACAGUUGGUCCACAACAAGACUGUGGUUUGUUUAUUGACAUUAAUAUAGCUGUCAUUGACACGGAUGUGAUGGUUAUGUCACUCAAAGUUAUAUAUUGAUAUCAAUUAGUGUUUGUCCUGAUUGUUGGCCAUUGAUAUGGUAUUGAAUGAAAAGCCAUUGAUCGACGGCAUCGGCAACGAAGUGGUCAUUUUUGCCACCGCUUUCAUUGGCAUUGCUAUUACUGUACUCUUCAUUAUCAUCAAGAGGUGUCGGAGUGUAUACUAUCAGCGCAUCCAUCCGUCAAACGAGUCGGUGGUCAACGAAACCCGCGAACACUUAACUCAUUUGUUUUCCAAUCGAUUUGUCAGAAAUUCUAACACUUCUAACACCAUUGAUGACAAUAAUGACAUGAAUUUAGUUAACUCUAAUCACUACGGAAUGGAUAAUCAGUGUCCCGUAUGUCUUAAUGAGCCCCGAUUCCCAAUUGAGACCAAUUGUGGACAUUUAUUUUGUGCUCAAUGUUUGAUAGUGUAUUGGCAACAUGGUCAAUGGAGAGGUGGUCCCAUCAAGUGUCCUGUAUGUCGACAACAAGUGUCUGUAAUGUUACAGUGCUUCCAACCAAAUACUGUACUAUCAGAUGAAGAGUCGUCAGAGAGAUCACGUAUAAUGCAUGACGUGAAUGAUUAUAAUCGUCGUUAUUCAGGAGCUCCCCGUCCGUUAAUGGAUUAUAUAUACGAUUUACCCACACUUUUGCGUCAUUUGACCUCAGAGUUCUUCACAGUCGGUGGACUAAUGUAUAUGUUUAGGAUCCGCAUUGUUCUGUGUUUUGUGGCCGCAAUUAUGUAUUUAAUAUCGCCUUUAGAUAUGAUUCCCGAGGCUGUCUUUGGCCUCUUUGGUUUACUCGACGAUAUAUUUGUUGUAUUAUUGUUGGCCAUAUAUGUGACUAUUAUUUAUAGAAGAUUUUUAUCGAGAAGAUGGGAAGAGGAACCACAAUAAUAUAUCAAUUGUAUUGUAAUUUUAAUCAAAUAAUAGCUAAUCAAUAGCCAAUUAGAUAAAAAUAUUUUAUUAUAAAACAUCAAAAAAUGCCUUUACAUUA
Oppia nitens is the source of this 1342-nucleotide messenger RNA. Its product is annotated as E3 ubiquitin-protein ligase RNF170-like. Bases 403 to 1242 code for a protein of 279 amino acids. The transcript has 4 exons. Gene Ontology annotation, molecular function: ubiquitin protein ligase activity. The record is from RefSeq and is a predicted model, not a curated record. Lineage: Eukaryota; Metazoa; Arthropoda; Arachnida; Sarcoptiformes; Oppiidae.